Messenger RNA from Gigantopelta aegis, 3123 nucleotides. RefSeq lists its product as uncharacterized. Lineage: Eukaryota; Metazoa; Mollusca; Gastropoda; Neomphalida; Peltospiridae. The record is from RefSeq and is a predicted model, not a curated record.
UUAAGCUUGUUUUAAUUUUUAUUUAUUUAUUUAUUAGCGUAUUAUUGUUUUUUCCAGGUGGAGCUGAAAGUGAAGAUGCUUUUCAGCAAUGUACAAUUGAAAAUCUUGUUGAUGGGAUGGGUCUGCAGCUCAAUCCGGAACUACAAGAGGAAAAAGAAUUCCAAUGCAGUUGCAAGUAUUACGACGGCCAACCAUGUAGCAUUCAGUUUACAGUUGAUGAACUGCAGAAUGUUCGGCUUAGCUUCAUGGAGUUGACACGUGAGGAACUAGAUGUUGCGAUUCUAGCUAAACUUUCAUGUGGAAUGCAUCUUAGUGCAUCAACCUCAAGAUCGCGGAAAAAGGUGCAAACUGAACGUAAGGCUCACCGAACAGAUUUUUAUUUUCAUGGCCACCGUAUUUGCAGAGAUACAUUUAAAUACCUUCACAACAUCGGGCAGAAAAAGCUAAACAACCUGAUGAAGCACUACAAGGAAAACGGUAUCCAGCCACGAGCCCAUAAAAAUUCAAAGUCAGUACCUCGUCAUGCACUGAAGUUGGACGAAUCAAGAGCUGUGGUGGAUUUUAUUUUGAACUAUGCAGAGAUAAACUGUAUAAUACUGCCUGGCCGUGCCCCUAGGCACUGGAGAACCGAUUUGAAGCUUCUGCCCUCCAACUGCAGCAAGCGUACAGUGUACGAUAAGUACUGUGCUGCAGUCGAACUGACUGGUAUGCGAAAAGUUGCAUUACGUACAUUUCAACAUCUGUGGGCAAAGCUUGUUCCAUUUGUUUCAACAAUGCGUCCUGCCACUGACCUAUGUUGGUUCUGCCAAAAGAACUUAUAUAAAAUCACGCGAUCAGUGAACUUGCCUGAUGAAGAGAAAAGUAGUGCAAUAAGAGAGGCAGAAGACCAUCUUGAGAGAGCCAGCAUGGAGCGUAACCUAUAUGUUGGAAUCACCAAGCAAGUAUUAGUCAAUCUCCUACCUGGCAGUGUACUUGGCCCUCAUCCCAUUUGUUCGUACAAUGGCUUGAUGCACUACAGUUUUGACUUUGCACAGCAGGUUCACUACCCCAGUAACCCGUUGCAACCUGGACCUAUUUUCUUUAAGACCCCAAGAAAAUGUCCACUCUUUGGUGUCUGCUGUGAAGCUUUUCCAAAACAAAUUAACUAUCUUAUUGACGAAAGUGUACAAACCGGCAAAGGUGCUAAUUGCGUGAUCUCGCUACUCCAUCACUUCUUCGAACACUAUGGCCUUGGAGAAACAGAUGUGCAUCUGCAUGCAGAUAACUGUGCAGGACAAAAUAAAAAUUCGGUGAUGAUGUGGUAUUUGCUUUGGCGAGUCUUGACUGGUAGGCACAGAUCGGUGAAAAUCUCUUUCCUGCUGACUGGCCACACAAAGUUCAGCUGUGACUGGUGUUUUGGUUUAGUGAAAAGGCUCUUCAGGAAGACAGAGGUGAACUGCCUGGCCGAAAUUUCCGAAGUCGUUAAUGCUUCAUCAAAUGUUAACAUAGCACAGUUGUGUGGACAUGAAAGUGGUGAAGUGAUUGUCGAUACAUUUGACUGGACACAUUAUCUUGGUACUUACUUCAGGAAACUUGUUGGCAUAAAGAAGUACCAUCACUUAACAUUCCAUGAUAAUAAAGUGACAGUUAUGGAAUUUGCAGACAGUGAGGCAAAGGAAAUUGACUUAUUCAAAGGUGAAAUUCCUCCUGGUAGCAUGCCAAACAAGAUUAAGCCAAAAGGGUUGGAUGCCAAGCGUCGCUGGUAUCUGUAUGAUGAAAUUCGUCAGUUUGCAUCUGAGGAAAGUCGGGAUACUAUAGCCCCGCUUCCCCAAGUUCCCAAACCUGGUCGUGGUACAGCUGCUGAAGGUAUUGGAAGUAACUCCAGUGAGGAUGAUGUUCCCCCUCCCCCGAAACGUGGACGUGGCAGGAGCAGAGCUCUUAAUCGAGGUGGUCGUCAGGCUCGAGGCACUGGCCGUGGUACAACCUCAUAAUAUGAGAACUUAUUUAUGUUCAAAGCUGGAGAACUAUCAAUUUAAAUGUAUAUUUGACUAAAUAUCCCUGUCUUGUCAUAGUAUUCAUAGUGAUGGUGGAUAUUAUUGUGCUCAUUUCUAUUUACUGAAAUCGAGGUGGUCAUCGGGCUCAUACUGUAUACAUGUUCAAAGCUGGAGAACUAUUGACUUAUGUUUGACUAAAUAUUCCUGUCUAGUCAUAGCAUUCAUAUUUGGUGUGAGUACUGAUAGUUUCUCAUUUUAUUGAUGGUGGAUAGUGCUUUUUUUUUUUAUUUGGUGUGAGUACUGAUAGUUUCUCAUUUUAUUGAUGGUGGAUAGUGCUUUUUUUUUUUUUUUUUUUUUUUUUUUUUAUUUUUUUUAUUAUUUUUUUUUAAAAGGGGGGGGGGGGAUGUAUAAUGGAGGUUCAAUAUGAAAUUCUUGUCAAUGGCAUAUACUGUUAAAACAAAUAUUACAUGGUUACAGAGUACAGAAUAACUUGGUUGGCAUAUAUUAUUAUUAUUAUUAAUGAAGAUUUCAAGCAAUAAUGAAUCAGGUUUUUUGUGUAAAACUUCGGACUUCAUUUUCGCAAAGAUGGUCCUUUGGAAAAAAUCAUAAUUGUCUGUACAAAAAGUUCAAUAUUUCGGAAAGUUUGCAUCCGAUUUUCAUAAUUAAAACAGAAUUUUGCUCUGUAGAAUGUGCUUUAUCUUAUUCCUUCAAAAACACCUCUUUUUUUUUUUUGACCAUGUGGCACCUUAUGUCAUGCAGCCACACACACAUAUAUAUAUAUAUAUAAAUAUACACACACACACACACACACACACACACAUAAUUGUGUGCAUUAAAUUAUCUGAAUAGUACAUACUGUAAUUAAAAAAUCAAAUUGUCUGCAUCAGUCUAUACACGUCAUAAUUAUAUUUCUAUGGUACUCAGGGGCGGAUUAUUGGAGGUUUCCCAGUUACAUGGAACACCCUCCUCAUCCUCCGCUAAAAAAAGCAACCCCACCACGUAGAUGUAAAUAUUUACACAUUGUUUCGGAAACCUAAAGCAUAAUCUGCCCCUGGUACAACUCCUGAAACGUUUUAUUAAAUUAUAACUCCAUUCCUGAAAGGGAAUAGAAGUCAGACUACACUAAUAAACCAAACAACAUAAAAUUAGA